Messenger RNA from Rhodotorula graminis WP1, 867 nucleotides. RefSeq lists its product as uncharacterized. The record is from RefSeq and is a predicted model, not a curated record. Gene Ontology annotation, cellular component: nucleus. The transcript has 4 exons. The coding region runs from base 1 to 867 and encodes 288 amino acids. NCBI's taxonomy places the organism in Eukaryota, Fungi, Basidiomycota, Microbotryomycetes, Sporidiobolales, Sporidiobolaceae.
AUGUCCGACGCCCCUUCAGCUCUCGGUACCGGCGGCGUCGCGUCGCGCUUCGUCUCGUCGGCGGCCCUCGAGGAGGCCAAGCAGCGCCGCGAGGCCGAGUUCAAGGCCGCGUACGCGCGCAUCGGCGAGGAGCCCCCCAAGCAGGAGGACGACGGCACGUACGACCCGAGGAGCCUGUUCGAGAAGCUGCAGGAGAACAAGAGCAAGAAGCAAGAAGCGUUCGAGGAGCAGCUCAAGUUCAAGAACCACUUUCGCGCGCUCGACGAGGACGAGAUCUCGUUCCUCGACAGCAUGAUCGAGGACACGAACGAGGAGGAGCGCGAGAAGAAGCGCCUCGAGCUCGAGGAGCUCAAGGGGUUCAGGGCCGCCGUCCACAAGCGCGUCGCGCCCGCACCCCCACCCGCCGCCGCCGCCCUCUCGCUCUCGCCUCCCCUCCCCGCCGCGUCCACCUCGGCCCUGCCGCCCACCGCAUCCGCCCCGACCUCCACCUCGACUUCCGCGAGCGUCGCUGCGCCGAAACCCGCCGCGACGGUGCCCAAGAAGGGCAAGCGCAAGACGCUCCCGGGCCUCGUCGUCAAGAAGAAGCCGGCCGCCGCCACGCCUUCCGCCGCCGCACCGGCUUCGGCCGGUCAGAAUGGCGACGCGACUGCAGCUGCGUCGACGGGCGGCGCAGGACCGGCCAAGGAGGAGGCGGGUUCGGCGGGCUCGAGCGCGGCCGCGAGCGCAGGGAGCAAGCGGGGCGUGGGCGACCGUGCCGGGCCUGGAUCGGCGGCGAAGGAGGAGGGUGCGACGGCGGCGGGCGCAGAACGAGAGGGAGACGGCGAGGGCGCGGCGAAGAAGCGCAGGGUUGACGAGGGCGCGGCGUAG